Molecule: messenger RNA, 1367 nt
Organism: Neomonachus schauinslandi (Hawaiian monk seal)
Lineage: Eukaryota; Metazoa; Chordata; Mammalia; Carnivora; Phocidae
Gene: DLX4
Product: distal-less homeobox 4
Exons: 5
Coding region: 236-964 (242 amino acids)
Biological process (GO): embryo development; cell differentiation; negative regulation of transcription by RNA polymerase II
Molecular function (GO): RNA polymerase II cis-regulatory region sequence-specific DNA binding; DNA-binding transcription factor activity, RNA polymerase II-specific
Source: RefSeq, a predicted model, not a curated record
AGGGGAAAAGCCAUGGGGGGCACCCCUUCGGAACCCCUUUCCCAGGCGCGCGCUCUCCGCUGGAAGAGGCGCAGAGAGACACUUUCCGGGGAAUCUUAAGUGUGCGGGAAGCUGGCUGGGGGGCUCAUCCGGUCCCAACGCCCGAGGCUCGGAAAAAAGAGAGUUGGCGGAGGGAGCGGACUACGUGCCGGGCCAUGGCCUAGGCCCUUCGGCCCCGGCCCCGGCCCCGGCCGCAAUGACCUCUUUGCCCUACCCCCUCCCUGGCCGGGACGCCUCCAAAGCCAUCUUCCCGGACAUCGCCCCUGUCCCAUCGGUAGUGGCUACCUACCCGCUUGGUCUGUCCCCCGCAACCGCAGUCGCCUCCGAUUUGCCCUACUCUGGGCCUUAUGGCCACCUCCUGUCCUACUCCUACACUGCGCCGGCGACCCCGGGAGACUCCUACCUGUCCUGCCAGCAACCGGCGGCGCCCUCUCAGCAGGACCCGAAGGCAGGUAAGUCCGGCCACCCCAGACAAAUGGAAGCGGACUCGGAGAAGCCGCCGCUGUCCCCUGAGUCCUCGGAGCAGCGCCCGCAGGCCCCGACCAAGAAGCUCCGCAAGCCGAGGACCAUCUACUCGAGUCUGCAACUGCAGCACCUGAACCAGCGUUUCCAGCACACACAGUACCUGGCGCUGCCCGAGAGGGCCCAGCUGGCCGCGCAGCUCGGCCUCACCCAGACCCAGGUAAAGAUCUGGUUUCAGAACAAACGCUCCAAAUACAAGAAGCUCCUGAAGCAGAACUCUGGAGUACAGGAAGGGGACUUGCCUGGGAGAGCCCCCUCCUUAUCUCCCUGCUCCCCGCCCCUUCCAUCCCUCUGGGAUCUGCCCAAGGCAGGGGCCCUGCCCACCGGUGGCUAUGGCAACAGCUUUGGAGCCUGGUAUCAGCAUCACUCCCCAGAUGUCCUGGCUCCAUCUCAGAUGAUGUGAGUCCCGGGAAGGGUGGGUCAGACCCCUGUCCUCCACAAAGCCCAGGACCCAGCCCACCUGCACCCCUUCUGGUCCCAGAGGAAACCAGCUCCAGAUGGAUUUUGUCAAGUGGACAAGAAGUUAGAGGAGAACAAGGAUGAGGUGGAGUCCUCUUCUCCCUUGCCCUGUAACCCAAACUGCCUAAUCAGGACUUUGGUCUUAACCACCGGCCCCACCAUGACCGUGGACUGGACCCGUUCCCUCCAGCUGAUCAGGGGCUCUGGAGGGAGAGUUAUCGGCUGACUUCCCACCCCUUCCCUGGACUGCAGUCUACCACGGCCUGGAGGCAAAACAAAGAAACACUUGAGUAUUUUUUCCUCUCUGUGUGCCUUGGGCCUCACCCAACCCUGUUACGAGCAAAAGC